Messenger RNA from Brienomyrus brachyistius, 2057 nucleotides. RefSeq lists its product as uncharacterized. The record is from RefSeq and is a predicted model, not a curated record. Gene Ontology annotation, biological process: bile acid and bile salt transport. Gene Ontology annotation, cellular component: plasma membrane. The coding region runs from base 707 to 1423 and encodes 238 amino acids. NCBI's taxonomy places the organism in Eukaryota, Metazoa, Chordata, Actinopteri, Osteoglossiformes, Mormyridae. The transcript is spliced from 6 exons. Gene Ontology annotation, molecular function: protein heterodimerization activity; transmembrane transporter activity.
ACAGUCUGGUCUCUAAUCUCCUAUAAGUAACGUUUCAGCGAAAGGUGGCUUUCUGUCUAGAUACUUUGUCUUUUAGGUGGUGACUAACUAAUAAAUCCAGAAUUGUUCUCUGUUCCUGAACAUCUCUGGCUGUAGUGCGAGGGUCAUUCACCUCUCCCGGUGUGCAGUGAUCUCACCAUAAAGGAAUAAAGUCAUCACAUCACGCUAGUUAAACAGACACACUCCAGCUUACAGGCGCACCUGCAUGUUCGCCCCUCUUAGUCUCGAAAGGUUUAACUCUAAGGGAUCCUUUUCUUAAAAGCCUUAGAUUCAGAGUGGAUCUAAUCAAAGGAUGAGCAGAAAGGGACAUUUUUUUAGGAACGAAGGGAGAUGUCUUCUAAGCAAGAAGUACAUUUUGGAAAAUUGUGUAACACACCUUUGAUCUGUGCCUUGUAACCUCAGGAAUAUCCGCAGCCCUUUGAAAUGAAAGCUUAUUUAUUUAGUUAGUUCUUGUAAUCAUUAUGUACGCAGUAAGAUUGCAUUGUCUGAGCCUUCAUUUCGUGAUGUUUUUUUCUCUUCCUUAUGAACAUGUUGCCAAGUACAAUGUUCUCAGGAAGGAGAGAACUUGUUCCCACCCACAAGAGUGUUGGAAGUCCUCUUCCUGUGAGAAACUUGUCCUGGAGGUAGAAGACUACGAAGAAAGAGCCAAUCCAGUGAGGCAGACAGGAUGAUGCUGGAAGUGUUUGUGCUGUUACUGCUACAAGGUUGUUCAUGUGACCCGGACUCCGGUCCUCCGUCAGCAGCUGCUGCGGAAGCUCAGCUCCUGGUUCUCCGUGGUACGGGGCGGCCCCUGACCACACAGCCACCGGGCCCUUGCAGCUAUGAUCCCAAGACCCAUGGAAAGCAGAGCCCAUCCCCACGGAUCUGCCCUGGCAGUGCUCUGCCGCUGGCUUCCGACAGCCGGGACGUCACGCGAAAGUUGCUUCUCUGGGAGGGCAAAUUCAGCGAGGGGGAUCAGCGUUACAGGAGGGCUUUUGACGAUGGGGAUGAUUCUGAGGGAGGGUCAGGGGAUGCAGACGAAAACGACCCAACGCAGGAACAGAGGGAGUACUUAAGAUGGUAUUACCGCACGGAGGACUCCUCUUCCUGGAAGUACGCCAUGCUGGUUCUGUCCUUUGUAGCCCUCCUGCUGGGCUGUUUACUCUUUGGCCUGGGCAUCAUGGCUGACAGGAACAGGAAGGCCAUCGCCAUGUACAAGCCUGCGAUCCACGUGUUAGAAAUGGAGAAGCUGGACAGUGGGAACCAGAAUAGAGGGUCCUCAGAUGCUUCGCCCCAGGGAGACCGGGCCACAGUCACUGCCCUUGUGAACCGCGAUGAGGUAGAUGGGAUGAAACCAGGAGACAUUGUGUUAAAGUGGAAGGACGGCAGCGUGUCAGUGCUGUAGCCAGAAACCCAGAGCCCUGGUUCCACUGCCAAGCGACUGCUCCCUCUCAGCUGGGGGAUCAGGGGCCACCUCAGCAGUGCUCUCCAGCUACUCCUCAGGACCGCCUUCACUGUGACUGCCAAGUCUCACCUCACUGCACAGCCCUACAUAUGAAGAACAGCUGAGUCACUGCAUUGCAGUUCAGGGUCAUGCAGUGCUGAACUUGCCAGUCUUUGCAGCAGGGCUGGGGGUAUACAGUCACACUGAAGUCAAUUCAUAAAUAAUCACCUUUAUUUUCCUCAUUUUGAAUUUACUUUAGAUGCUCCUCCAAUUAAACAGAAUUCUCUUUCCAGUGAAUACUUCCCCGUAAAUAUAAUGACAAAUUUAGACAAUCAAUACAUUUCUUUGAUAGCUUCUCUACUGAAGAUGAAAUAUUUUAUCAGUUAUAUUUUUGGUGUACUUUAUAUAUGGUCUGCAAAAACAACAUGACUUAUGCCUGAGACAAUCUGAAGAGAAUAAAAAUGAAGAAAAUAUCAAUUAAAAAUCCAUCUGCCGGGCGGGGGGCGCUCUGUAUAUGUUACACUGACCGCUGGCUGAACUGGAACCACAGGCUUUUAAAUGGAUUAAACAGUAACAGGGUUUCAAACAGAACGAU